GCUGUCAAGUAUGCAGGCCGUUUUGCAGAAAAACCAUCGCUUGGGCCACUGGCCCCGUUGCGCGGGUGUAUCUGCCCGCAGCAGGCGUAUCGUGGCGUUCACCUCCCAGUCACCUUCAACAUUUCAUUUAACAGUACAAACAAAGGAAGGAACACGUGUUGAAAUUGAGACUGAGUCUGGCAACAUCCUGCGAACCGUGUUGCUUGCUGAGAAGGUCGACUUGUACACAACUUGGGGCAAGGUCUGGCAGUGCGGCGGAGCUGGAAACUGCGGAACGUGCAUCGUGGAUAUUAAGAGCGGUUCGGAGUUGCUAUCAGAACGCACGCAGGCGGAGAACAAGAAGCUAGCAGGGAAGCCACCUACCUGGCGACUCGCCUGCCAGACGUUGCUGGGCGAUGGGGAGAACGGCGGCGCGGUUACCAUCGCCACCAAGCCACAGUGAGUGCUAGCCGCUAGGUUGCCGUAGUGGGCAGGCGGCUCUGCAUGGCUUGGUGUGUUGGGACCUGGCCACGUGACGGACGCAGGACACUGCAGUGCUGCAGCACGGCAGUAUUGCCAUUGUAUUAGGUUGCCGCACAAGGCUACUGCAGUAUGAGUGUAUGAGGGAGAGUCGAGAGAGGGUUUGCUGUGUGCUGUGGUUUGCUGAGAGUCGACGGCUGAGAGUGAUGUGCUUAUGUGUUAGAGUGCGGUGGGAGAGAGAGUGACUGUGCGAGGGUCGUGUGGAAACGCGGAAAGGACCAAUGCCUGGGGUGUUGUGCACAUCGCUAUGUUAUGUUGAGAGGCGAUGAAGAGGGUUCGUGUUGGAGAGAUGUACUGCAUGUCUGAGCCGCAAGAACUGCAAUGUUGAAAAAGUGUGGAUAAGGUAGGGGCCAACCGUACUCCUGCUGCCGACCGUGCGUACGGAGAAAAGCGGCAACGUCGCUCUUGCUUGGCAAUCUUAUGGGUAACAGUCGUUUAUAGCUUUACAUACACGCUACGUGCAAAAACGCUGGAUUGAACGUUACACGUACAUGCGACAUGCGGAGAAGUGCCACAGCCGACGGCUCCUGGCACCGAAACGUUACUAGGUUAUCGAGGACGGUGGUCUGAGACCUGGUACCUGGGCACUUUUCCUGUAGACUGCGGGCCUGGUCAGGCCAACGGUUCAACCAACUGCCCUAUCGCUGUCGCUUCCAUCGGCGCGUCGACAAGCCAGUGGCUGUAGGGUUUGAGUAGUGAACGGCGACAAAUACGCGAUUUCAUUUGAUGAUUUGUGCGCUUUGCAGAGCGAAUCUAUGGAAAAGGUCCCAGUUCUCCAGAGGCAGCAGGCAUGUCACAAUUUUAAUUUCAUAUCAUGAAGUGGCUAUUCUUAGGUUGUUUUCGCGGACAGCAGCGCCAUCAUCAGCGCGGCUUGUCGAAUACGCCUGGCCAAGGCGCGACCGUUGAGACCCCCACAAACACUAGCACAACGCGAGAGCGAUACAAUUAUGUACAAGACCAAGGAAGCUUAUCUCAACAUAAUACAACUCAGGCGGGCCAGGACCUUCGCAUCGGAAUUCACGCAAAUGCUAGUCCGGCUUCCCUGCUUAGCAGCUCCUCAGCACAGCUCCCUGCUCACAUAAAUGAACGCACCUGGCCAUUAUCCAGCGCGACUCAGAUCGGAGACAGCGCCGCGCCCCAACCAUUACCAACGGACCCUACGAUUCCCAACCGCAGCGGUCCUGCCCACGCCUUGGGCGCAGGGCCUUCAGGCCCCGGUCCUCCAACAUCCCUCGCACCGUCAGCCCUAAAUCCCAUACCCGCGACCGCCCCUGCACCACCGCUCCCACUCCUGCCUCCGCCUUCAGCGCGCCCCACCUUCCAGCUGCGAGCCAGCUUGGAUAUCUGCCCCGAGGCGCUCCUCCUGGGGUCCCCCGUCAUGAUGCUUUCCGACGGCAGCAGCAGCGGUCACAGCAGCGCGUUGGCGGUCCGCGGAGGGGGUGCCGCUGCACUAGCUCUCGGCACCUCGGGCGACUACACCACAACAACCAGCAGCAGCGGUGGCGGCGCCGCCACCGCCGCCGCUACCGCUGCUGUUGCCGGCUGGCCCGCGGCCUGCGGCGGCGGCGGCUCUCGACCGCUGGUGGUAUCCCGGGCGCUGCGAGGUCGUGGCAGCUUGGAUGCGUUGGUGAUGUUCGGAGCCCUGGUACGGGCCGUGGAUGAGGCCGGCGUGGCGGCGGCGGCGGCGGCGGCGGCGGCAGCAGGCAUGGCGACGGAGGCCGGCGGCCUGGCGGUGCUCCCAGCGGGGCGGCUGGAGCGCAUUGAGAGUGGCGACCUGCCACCGGGUGGGGAGGAUCCGCACCAGCAGCAGCAGCAAAUACAGGAGCUGCAGCAACAGCAAGGGUUUGAGCUUUCGGAUGGCGAUGGCGGCAGCUUUGCAUCGCCUUUCGCCGCCGCCGCCGCUCUGGCUGCUGCAGACGCCGCCGCCGCCGCCGAGGCUGCCGCUGCUCCUGCUGACGGCCUUACUGGACCUGCUGGCUUGACUUCAUCGUUACCGGUGGCGGCGGCGAGCAGCGAAAACGACAGCAUAUGGGGGGCUAGCGUUGACCACCACCUGGUUGCUGGCGGACGGGCGCGAGAUCGCCCCCCCAAGCAGCAAGGAUACCAGCCGCAGCCGCUAUCGGUACUGCCCGACGACUCCCCGCAGCGCAUGAUGCAGCUCCUGCUUAGCCUCAUGACGCGGUCCGCUAACCUGAAUACGUACGGCGAUGCCAUGACUGCAGUAGAUGGCGGCGGCGGCAGCGGCGGCGGCGGCGCUGCUGCUGUAUGGCAGCAUGGUGACGCCGCCAGACAUGUAUCUUCCGCGGCGGCGGCGGCGGCGGCGCUUGAUGACAGGGAGGAGGCGGAGGAUCGGCACCCUGGCGGUGCCGUCGCACGUGGUAACGAUGGCGGUGUCGGCGGCGAUGGCAACACGCGGCGUUCCCGCAUGUUUCGGCGGAGCAGCUGGGAUGCCGUACAAGGCCCCUCAGACGAUGCCUUUGCUGUGGCGGCGCUGGCGGCAGCCGCCGCCGCCGGCCUCCUCAGCCCCCGCGACGCCGCGGGCGGUAGCGGCGGCGGAGGCGGAGGCGGCGACGCCAGCGGCCCCGGCAGCUGCCGUAACUCCAGCGGCACCGCCGCUGCACGCCUUCCCAUCGCCAGCGGCGGCGUCGGCGGCGGCUCCCUGCGACACCUGGACUCCGCUGGGCUGGGCAGCCUGCUUGCGGGUGCUUUGUCCCGCCAACUAUCUCGCCAGCUCUCCCUGGGCGCGCACUCCCACUCCCUCUCCCACUCCCACCUGCCGAACAGCGCGAGCGCCACCUCGCUAGCCCGCCUGGCUACCGGCAGCGGCAGCAUCCGCGACGUGCUGUCCAGGAUACACCAACACCAGGUGCAGCAGCACGAGCCCUCCCGCCGCACCCCCAGCAGCUCCGGCAGCUGCUGGUCCGCCCACACCGGCCUCGCCUCCCUCUUCGACGCGCACCUCACAGCCGCGCUGCGACACACGGGAGCGGUGCGCACCUUCAAACGGGCGCUGGUGGGGACCAGCGGCGGACCCUCGGCGGUGGCCUCGGGCGCGGGCCGGGGGGGCGGCCUGAGCAGGAGUCUGAGCCUGAGCCAGAGGACCAGCGCUGCGUCGGCGUCGGCGGCCUCGAUAGGCAGCCAGUUGACAGGGUCCCUAGCUCGUCUCGACACACCCACGGCCCUCUUCAGCGGACCCUUCAGCGGACCCAUGGGUCGCCAACAACAACACCCCCAACGCGCUUCGCUCCAGCACCACCCGCCCCAUCCUGACAGCCACAACGCACUCUACCCACGCAACCAGCGGAGACGAAACGCCCAAACCACGAACGGCUAUACCUCACUAGCUCAUCCGUCGUUGGGCGUUCUUCUGGGGGCUGCUGCUACCUCCUCCCCCUUCACGAGCGGCGCCACCGCCUUCAUUACCACAGAG
Messenger RNA from Astrephomene gubernaculifera, 3949 nucleotides. The record is from the annotation of a GenBank genome assembly. NCBI's taxonomy places the organism in Eukaryota, Viridiplantae, Chlorophyta, Chlorophyceae, Chlamydomonadales, Astrephomenaceae.